This is a messenger RNA of Clunio marinus, 561 nucleotides long. The record is from the annotation of a GenBank genome assembly. Lineage: Eukaryota; Metazoa; Arthropoda; Insecta; Diptera; Chironomidae.
AAUUUAAAUAUUGAAACAUCAUGUAGUGUUUUUAAUUAUAAAAUGUGGUCGGAGCUCCAAAAAUACCUACAUAAUAUAUGUAAGCCGCUUAUCAGAACGAGCCUUCUUUUGAAUUGUCAAUUUAGUGAAAUUUAACAAAAAAAUGCAUGAAUGAAGGAACUUAAAUUAAAUAUCAUGCUUAAUUCAGGAUCUUCUCUUUUUUCCCUCGUCGUUUGUAAAAAGACCAGCACGGCACCAAAUAAAUCAAUGGAUAUUUGUAAUGCUUUCAGAAAUAUAUACUUGCUUACCUGUCUAUUCUUUGAACGACGAAAGGUCUCGAGAACAAUAAUUGGAAGACAAAGAAACACUUGAGAAAACACAAAAGAGUGUGAAAGAAAAAAAAAGAAAUAGUUACAAGUCUGGUUUUUCUUCUCAUUUUCAAUAUCCAAUCCUCUCAUUGUCUUCUUUAUUAUGAGCUCUAAAGUCGCCGCUUUGUUUCUUAGAAGCUGGUUAUUCUUUUUGUGGUGCUAAAGGAGAUUUGAAAUCGAAAUAAAAGAGAAAAGAUUUUGAAACAGUUUUAAA